Messenger RNA from Tuber melanosporum (Perigord truffle), 5893 nucleotides. RefSeq lists its product as uncharacterized. Lineage: Eukaryota; Fungi; Ascomycota; Pezizomycetes; Pezizales; Tuberaceae. Gene Ontology annotation, biological process: proteasomal ubiquitin-independent protein catabolic process. The transcript is spliced from 12 exons. Gene Ontology annotation, molecular function: peptidase activator activity; proteasome binding. Gene Ontology annotation, cellular component: cytosol; nucleus. The coding region runs from base 197 to 5722 and encodes 1841 amino acids. The record is from RefSeq and is a predicted model, not a curated record.
CACCUUUUCAUCCUUCAUCCGUUCCCAUACAGUUUAAACUCAUCUCCUUGCCCCGCGCUCAGAACCACUUUUUUGACAACGACUAGACUAAGACUAACAAAGAUCCAUCAAACGCCGCAACUAUCAUCGCGUCUGAUCACCGCUGUAUUGAGUUCUACUUCCUUCCGAGGAUCUACACCCUCCUCGGCUCUUAACCAUGGCCAAAGUGUCUGAUUUCCUCGCUGCCCAUCUCGGCGCAAACGGGGACGGCCAAGCUGCUUCAGGCGCCACAAGUCCUGGAGCAGAGUGGCGAGAUGAUGACGACGGCGAUGUAGCUGCCAGAUACAGGCCCCGUACCUAUCCUUACUAUCGCUAUCUGCCAUACGAUACAGAGGAUGAGUCCGAGCGGCAAAAGAACCUUGAUGAAAUCAUUAAACAUCUCUACAUCUCUAUUGAAGCGGGGGAUUUCGCCCCCGGAGCAGUGCACUGGUCGAGGGAACUCAGAAGUUGGCUUAGUCUGAAGUUUGAUCCGCCCCGAAAAACGAGGGUUAAGCUCGUCAAAUUAUAUUAUGAGCUUGCCAUGGCUCCGGGCUUGGACCCCACCGUUGCUGAGAGAUUCGCGAGCAUGUUUAUGGUCCUGACAAAGCGAAAACACUACCUGCGCCCCGGGAAAGACCUUACAUUGGAUUGGAGACCCCUCUUCAAGGAGCUCAAGGUGUUUGUGCUUCCUCAAGAGUCAGGGUUUAUCCAUUCCACCACAGUAAAAAAGAAUGUCCGGACAUUGACGAAGAUGUGCUCGUUUGCGCAACCCUUCUUCAACCCGGAGGAGAUAACUGAAAUGUUUGAAGAGUUUUUGCCUUAUUUUAGCACCUCUUUCGCCGAGGGCGCUUUUGUGGUUGUUGGAUUGUUAAAUCUGCUUCUUCCCACGGUUCCUCCACCCCCGGACAAGCCGAAGCUACAACCCUCUUAUUAUCUUCCUACACUUUUUCACUUGUGGUCACUCGUAAAUCGUUCUCGUGUGUUUGACGUAAAUUUCUUGGAUUUACUGUCCCGCCUGGCUCGGGAUCUGCUGCCAGCAAAAGGCAUACCUUUUGGAGAGUAUGGUAUUUACAGUAAAGAACAGUCAGCGUUGAUAUUUACAGCCAUACUUCGGCUUCUGGAGAUUCCGGUUGGUCAGGCAACCUCUCCAUAUAGCAGUGUCGUGGAUACGAAUAUUGGGUUGGCCAUGACUUUGGAUCGAGACCCCAGGAAAAAUCCAGUGGCGCACCAUAUAGCAAGAUGGAUUGUCAUGUCGCUAUCGCCCCAUUCCCUUAAUCAACCAGAUUCGAUCCUUUCCAACCUCGAGGGGUUAAUUCAAGCCGUGGAGACCUUUUUCCAUCCUUCAAAUACUGGAAAUUGGACAAAGACCCUGUCUCAACUUGUAUAUUAUUUGGCCGACUUCUUUGUGAUGAGGUGGAAUCGGGAGAGGAGUGGAGAGAUGGAGGUACCCGAGGACAGGAGGCUUACGCCUGAGCUUAAGAGACGCUUUGUUAUGUGUCUGAAAGAGGUAAUAUUCAUGGGGAUAUAUGCCAAGAGUUCUACCGCAAUGAGCUUCUCACUGUCCUCUCUGCAAAGCCUGGCUUAUCUCGAGCCGGAUCUUAUACUCCCUGGUGCCCUUCAGCGUAUAUAUCCAUCAAUUCAAGGACUAGUGGAGGUACAUCGCACCACGUCCUCCCUACGCUCACUACAAGUUCUCUCUAGAAUAAUGGUUCGUACUAGAGGGUUUAGAAAUCAUGUUACCACUUUAUUGGGACUUGCUUUGCCCGGAAUUGAUGCAAAUGACCUGGACAAGACAUUGCACACACUAUCGUUUGUUCAGGCCGUGGCUUAUAACAUCCCCUUCCGUGAUCUUACAGAGGACGAGGAGGGGGGAGUCUUCACAGCUUAUCAUCAGGCUCGAGAUGCUAUGGCGUUCAUUUGUAACUCACUUUGCAAGGUUAACCCGGAGAAAGCAUUGAAACAGUUGAUUCCUGUGCUAAUCCGGAAUAUUCGUACGGAGAUUGAAGAAAAUGGAGCAGCAUCAACGAGAAAUACAGGCUCUGACGUGCUUCCGAGAGAUCGGGGUCUUGUAUGGAACGUGAGUAUCCUCAGCAUGUGCGUCGUCCACAUCGGCGACGCGGUGUUGAAUCACAAGGAGGAGCUUUUGGAAAUCGCAGGUUUCAUGCAAAAGAGGUGCAAGGGAAUGCCAACUGUGCAUAUCUCGAAUUUUAUUCAUCACUUGUUGCUAAAUCUUACUGUGGUUUAUACAGUAGAUUAUGGUCUCGUGGAGCCUGAUAAACGUUGCGAUAUCAACGCGUGGGGUAAGGUCUAUGAUCCGAAGGAGAUUACUAUCAGAUGGCAUAUACCUUCACGUGAGGAGGUUGAGUUUGCUGUGGAGCUAUUCAGGUCCCAAGCAGAGAAUGCUCUGGAAGCCCUAGCCUCGCUCACAAGUGGGAGCUCAGAUAUAAAGAGUGACGGAACUGGGAAAGAGUGGUCUGAUGAGGUUUCCCGGAACCUAGUUCUUCUGAGAUUAAUAAUUUCUGGGAUCUCCGUUUUGUUCGAUCCGCAGCGCAUACCCGGCGGGACUCUAGUAGAGAAGGAAAAGAGGGAUGACGAUCUGGAGAUGAAAGAUGCUGAUGGAGACACCGGGGACGCUCCCGGCGAUGUCUCUGGAACCGAUGGCUCUGAUGAACCUAUGGGUGAGGCACAGGAUGACGACGUUAAACCAACAUAUCGAUACCCCGCGGGAUACUUUUUCGAUGAUCCUGGGGACCCGCUGUAUGUUACUGUCCAUGACUUGAGGGAUAAAGUUGGCGGGAUAUUGCAUUCAGUACAUACCUUCCUAACUUCAAGCCAAGAGGAUGACGUACCAUGCUUUAAUGCUUUGUAUACGGCAUAUCGAUCUUGGUUUAUGGAUGUCGGGAUUGAGAGGUCGGCAUGUGUCUUGGAUAGGGUCACUCGCUUGUUUGCUGCAGAUAUCCACCCUUUCAAGGUUAGCGGGAUGCGGAAAAAUUAUCCUAGACCCCUCCUUCUCCGAAGAGCAAACGUGUAUCACCUUCAGCGGCUUAGGCAUAAUGCUGGACCAAGGCCUCAAUCGGUGAUGGACAAAACAUUACUCCUGGAUCUUGCGGAGUCAUGUGUAUCCCUUUACACAGAGAUUCGAAGGCAUGCGCAAAGUGCAGGAGAAUCGGCGACCAAAGUUAUAAUUGGUGCUAGGCCGUUGGUCAUCCCGCCACUCCUAACAGCAUUCGAGGAUUCCAUUAAAAACAACGACUUCCGGAGAAUGAAAGGUGCAAUGUACAGCUUGCUAUUCGGUAGUUUGGCCAAAACUGCGGGGCGAGAUUGGCGCUAUACUCCUGCUCUAAUUAAGGCUUUCAUUUCCGCAAGUACGGCAGAUAAGCCUUCUGUCCAGAAACUUGCAACAAGCGCAACAUAUCAAGUUAUGGACUACGGUAGGCCUUUAGAGAGGAUGGUCAUUUUAAAUGAUGAGACUGUAAGAAGGAUUGCGCCAGCCGAAGAUUUGUUGGCCGUGAUAACCAAGAAGAGGGAUCAAAUUGCCCGAAAACGUAAGAGAAUCGAGGCCAAGAAGCAUGAUUUAGCGCUCGAGCUAGUAGAGCUUGCAAAGAAGGCUCACUGGAAGACCGCUAGCCGAGCCGCAACAAUUGUUGUGAAUCUUGGCCUGAGAUUCCAGACUAUUGCACCGACUUCAAUGCUAGAACUGACGACGAAGGGCACCGUUGACGCGCAUCCUGGACUCAGAGGAUUAUAUUCCGGCGCAUUAGUUGCGUACUUCUGCUUGAUCGAACUGCGAGCUACAUGUGACCAUAACUAUCGGAAUUUCCUGAUUGACAGGCUCUCUUUACCGAAUAAGGUUAAUGUUCCGACAAGAUCAGAUGAUCCAAAGUGGACGUCAAAGUUUCUAGAUGCAUUUACCAAGCCUGAGGCCGAGUACUAUGUGGACCAUGACUAUCCCGGAUGGUUUGUAUGGGGUAAAGACUUCCCAGCUUACGAGGUAAAUCCAGAAGAAGGAUUACAAUUUGAUGAAGUCGAGACAAAUGCGCGAAAGACAAUUGCCAAUCUACUUGAUAGGGAAUGGUUCAAGUCUUUCUUUGGCUAUCUUAAGCAAGAACCUCGUGACGGAUCACCCGAUAGGUUCCGAAUGGCCAGCUCAAUGUUGUUACAGUUCGCCUUCGAGCUAGUUCGGGAUGGGCUAGCAUUAGUUACAUAUGAUCAGCUCAAAGAAGAGACAGAGGCAGUGUUUGAGGAUGGGAGUGAUAAACAUCAACACCGCGCAACCGCAGAGAUUCUUGGAGCUCUUGUCAAUGCAUAUAGAGACUCGACAGUCAAAAAUCGGGACAUGAUGUGGGCUCAUGUAUUUCCUAUCGUCAAACGGAUCUUUGAGGAGGGCCUUACCCCCGAGAAUUCCUCAUACUGGUCGUCUUUCUUGCAUCUUGUUUUGCAAGGGAAGGACCUAAGGCGGUCAUGGCCUAUCUUGGAAUGGUUAACAAACUAUCGACUGGACAUGAAUUCGAAUGCGGCAUUCAAAGAGAGUUCUAAGAUUCAGCUUCUGCAGCAAUCUAUUCAGGAAGCAGGCUGGCAUUUCCGAUUAGAGAAGCCGAUCUUGGAAGACUUCCUGAAACACAUUGACCAUCCGUAUAAAGGCAAGGGCGUGCGAGAGGCGAUGGGACAGACCCUAGGGACCAUUUAUAGAUCUAGACACCACGAGUCAUACAAAAAUGUGCAGUACCUCAUGGACACACAGGCCAGGGCAUCCUCGGUUGGAUUAACCCCUUACGGCCCGACUGAGGAAUUUUCGGAAACGGUGCAUAGCGUAUUCAAACGACUGGAGCAGUGGAGACAUGAACGUACACCCGGACAACAAUCGCCUUCAUCAUACACAGCAGGAAGCAAGACGGUGUUAUUAUGGCUGGAUACCACAUUGUCCUCCCACGAGUGCACACAAUUGAUACCAUUCUUCCCCGAUGUUUUCAUGGGCGAAAUGUUGCACAUGAUGGACAUUAAAGAGGAUCCAGAGUUGAUGUCUCUUGCUUACCACGUUUUCAGACAUCUUCCAAAUAUUCCUCACCCAUUCAAACAAGACCACAAAUUUAUUUCUGCGCUAAUACGAAUCGGGACAACCUCUCCACUUUGGCAUCAGCGACUCCGUGUCCUAAUUAACAUGCAAGUAAUAUAUUUCCGUCGUCUAUUCCUCAUUACAGCCGAGGAAAAGGAGCGAAUAUUCACUUGUGUGUCGACGAUGCUUGAGGAUCCGCAGUUAGAAGUUCGGAUUGGGGCAGCGACUACGUUGUCCGGGAUGGUUCGGUGUUCGCCGGUUAGGCUAAGACAGGGGAUUGUGCAGGAGCUGAAAAAUAAGUUUACUAGAAUGCUAGUUCGGAAUCCUUUGCCCAAGAGAUCACCAGCAGGUACCCCAACUCCCGAUUAUACAAGGAUCGUUAUCACCCGUCAUGCGGCGGUCUUAGGUCUUGGUGCGCUUGUCCAGGCCUUCCCGUACGCCUCUCCACCGCCCCUUUGGUUGCCGGAAGUGUUGGCCACACUUGCAGUCAAAGCGGCGGCAGAUCCCGGUAUGGUUGGUAAAAGUGUCAAGAGCGCCCUCGGGGAAUUCAAGAAGACACGGCAGGAUACAUGGCAUGUAGACGUCAAGGCGUUCACUUCAGAUCAACUAGAGGAUUUGGAAGGAGUGCUGUGGAAAAGUUACUUCGCAUGAGAACCACGAGACAAAAAAUAAAGUAUUGGUAGAAAUUGCACCUGUCAAUGCCUUGAAGGGCAUAUGAGACGAGAACAUGGAUUGUUUACUGGUGUAGCCCACCUCCCCCUUUGUCGAUUAAUUCUGUAGAUAGAAUUAAGAAAAAAACCCCCGAAGUUUCCGACUUCAUGA